CAAUUUUACUUCCUGGUUUUGGGAUUUCGUCACCAGUACCCUGUUUUUCAGCCCUAUUUGGCGGGAGUGAAUCGGGAAGAAGCCGUUCUACAUUGACGCGUCGUUCCAUCAUUCGAUCGACAUUAUGCAGUUUCCCAGCAGAAGAAAGAAGUUUGUCAUCAAUCCUCAGGAGGAGCUCUAUGGACUUCCUCUGCAGUUCUAUGGACAACCACCCCUUGAGAACAUCUCUCUCACUGAAUUUGAAACAUUUGCGGUGGAGAGACUGAAAUUGUUGAAGACUGUUGAGAAUUGUGGCGUCAGCUAUGUGAAAUUGUCUGAGCAGUACAUCAAAAAGUUGGAUUCUGAGUUUAAAAACUUGAAUUUUCCUUACAGAGUAGAUUCUAGCGGGCCAAGUGAAUACGAGAAACGAAGAAAGGACCACAUCUCCCACUUCAUUCUAAGACUUGCCUAUUGCCAGACGGAGGAUCUCCGAAGGUGGUUCAUACAGCAGGAAGUGGACCUAAUGCGCUACCGCUUCAAUGACCUAAAUUCCAAACUGAAGCUGGAGUUUCUACACAAAAAUAAUCUGCAAUAUGAUGCGAUUUCUAUCGAGGAGAAGCGAGCUCUGCAAGAUAAACUCGUCAACUCCAGCUACGGCGUUAGUGGAACCACUGUGGAGGAACAAGAUUUCUACAAAGUUCCUUUCCAAGAUGCUUUGGAUCUGGUACGAACAAGAAAAGUCUACCUCAAAUCAGGCUACGUUUACAUCCCUCAGCAGGACAUCGUCACCAUUGUGCUCAACGAUUUUCGCACAGGCUUGUCUAAAGCGCUUGCGCUGACGGCGCGUUCGCUACCGGCGGUGCAUUCUGAUGAACGGCUCCAGCCGCUCCUUAACCACCUCAGCCAUUCCUAUUUGGGACAGGACUACAGCAUCCAGAAGAAUGUUGGUAAAAUCUCCUUGGAGCAAAUUGAUUCACUCUCGGGCAAAUCCUUCCCCCUGUGCAUGAGGCAGCUGCAUCAGUCCUUAAGAGAGAACCACCACCUCCGCCAUGGCGGCCGCAUGCAGUACGGCCUCUUCCUCAAGGGCAUCGGCCUCUCUCUGGAGCAGGCACUGCAGUUCUGGAGGUCGGAAUUCAUCAGAGGCAAAGUAGAUGCGGACAAGUUUGACAAAGCGUACGCUUACAGCAUCCGCCACAUGUUUGGCAAAGAAGGCAAGAGGACGGACUACACCCCCUUUAGCUGCAUGAAAGUGAUUAUGUCAAACCCGCCCAGCCAAGGCGACCAUCAUGGGUGUCCGUUUCGUCACUGUGACCCAGAACUGCUGAAGCAGAAGCUUCAGUCCUACAAGGUAUCCCCCAAUGGAAUCACACAGAUCUUGGACCUGGUAAAAGGGAUGCACUAUCAGCUGGCCUGCCAGAAGUACUUUGAGCUAACUCACAAUGUGGAGGAUGCUAAUUUCUCCCUCAGUCAUCCCAACCAGUACUUUGUGGAGAGCCAGAAGGUUUUAGUGGGAGGUAAAGAUGCCAAGCGUGAGAUGGUGGAUACCUCAAGGUCCCAGGGAAACACCGCAUUUAAAAACUCUGCUGCCGCUCGUGAGAAGGCAGCAGUGACUGCCUUAGACACAAACCCAUCGCAGGAUUUGGACGAGAUGACGGAAGAUGUUGACUUGAACUUUCAAGACGCUUGAUUUGUUUUUGCAUUUAUACAUAGAUAUAUGUCAUAUAUUUUUUUUUGGCAUGACAGGAUCUUAACCUUCCCUCCAAAGUCACAUUGCUAUCCUCAUUAAACAUCUUUUCAAUA
This is a messenger RNA of Syngnathus typhle (broad-nosed pipefish), 1779 nucleotides long. It is a transcript of the gene prim2, whose product is annotated as DNA primase subunit 2. Gene Ontology annotation, biological process: DNA replication, synthesis of primer. Gene Ontology annotation, cellular component: alpha DNA polymerase:primase complex. Lineage: Eukaryota; Metazoa; Chordata; Actinopteri; Syngnathiformes; Syngnathidae. The record is from RefSeq and is a predicted model, not a curated record. The transcript has 14 exons. Bases 125 to 1666 code for a protein of 513 amino acids.